Messenger RNA from Saccharomyces cerevisiae S288C, 903 nucleotides. It is a transcript of the gene COX11, whose product is annotated as Cox11p. NCBI's taxonomy places the organism in Eukaryota, Fungi, Ascomycota, Saccharomycetes, Saccharomycetales, Saccharomycetaceae. Gene Ontology annotation, cellular component: mitochondrial inner membrane. The coding region runs from base 1 to 903 and encodes 300 amino acids. The record is from RefSeq and is marked reviewed. The transcript has a single exon. Gene Ontology annotation, molecular function: copper ion binding.
AUGAUAAGAAUAUGUCCCAUUGUUAGAUCUAAGGUUCCACUGUUAGGAACUUUUCUUAGAUCCGACUCAUGGUUGGCACCUCAUGCGCUAGCUCUAAGGCGGGCCAUAUGCAAAAACGUUGCAUUGAGAAGUUAUUCAGUGAACAGCGAACAACCAAAACAUACAUUUGAUAUUUCAAAACUUACUAGAAAUGAAAUCCAGCAAUUGCGAGAGUUGAAAAGAGCAAGGGAGAGAAAAUUUAAAGAUCGUACGGUUGCAUUUUAUUUCAGCAGCGUCGCGGUACUUUUCUUGGGUUUGGCAUAUGCAGCGGUACCACUCUAUAGAGCCAUUUGUGCUCGUACUGGUUUUGGUGGGAUUCCCAUAACAGAUAGAAGAAAAUUUACCGACGAUAAACUCAUUCCUGUAGAUACUGAGAAGAGAAUUCGUAUCUCAUUCACCAGUGAAGUAUCACAAAUUUUACCGUGGAAAUUCGUUCCUCAACAACGUGAGGUUUACGUUCUGCCUGGUGAAACAGCCCUCGCUUUUUAUAAAGCCAAGAAUUACAGCGAUAAAGAUAUUAUUGGUAUGGCUACUUAUAGCAUAGCGCCUGGUGAAGCAGCUCAAUACUUUAAUAAAAUCCAAUGUUUUUGCUUUGAAGAACAAAAGCUAGCUGCCGGUGAAGAAAUAGAUAUGCCUGUCUUCUUUUUUAUCGAUCCAGAUUUUGCUAGCGAUCCAGCGAUGCGAAAUAUCGAUGAUAUUAUUUUACAUUACACAUUCUUCAGAGCUCAUUAUGGUGAUGGUACAGCUGUAAGUGACUCUAAAAAGGAGCCUGAGAUGAAUGCAGAUGAAAAAGCAGCGUCAUUGGCUAAUGCUGCUAUUUUAUCCCCAGAAGUUAUAGACACAAGGAAAGACAACUCAAAUUAA